Messenger RNA from Jaculus jaculus (lesser Egyptian jerboa), 1976 nucleotides. It is a transcript of the gene Fance, whose product is annotated as FA complementation group E. Bases 23 to 1609 code for a protein of 528 amino acids. Gene Ontology annotation, biological process: interstrand cross-link repair. The transcript has 10 exons. Gene Ontology annotation, cellular component: Fanconi anaemia nuclear complex. The record is from RefSeq and is a predicted model, not a curated record. NCBI's taxonomy places the organism in Eukaryota, Metazoa, Chordata, Mammalia, Rodentia, Dipodidae.
UUGGGCCCUCGGCUCGCUGGGCAUGGCGACCCCGGAACCCUGGGCAUCCCUGGACGCCCCGGCCCGCCUCGUGCUGCGGGCGCUGCAGGCCGGGCCCGAGGGCGCGCGGCGCGGCCUGGGGGCGCUGCGCGCGCUGGCCAGUCGCGGCCCGGAGCCCUUCGCCUGGGGCUCGUUCCUGCAGGCGCUGGGCCGCGACGUGCCUGUGGUCUCGGGGCCCGACUGCCGCCUGGAGCUGAAGCCCUUGUUGCUGCAAUUGCCUGUUUUCUGCCAGAGGAACCUGAUGUCCUUGCUGAUGGCUGUUAGGCCGUUACUGCCUGAAAGUGAGCUCCGCUCUCUGCUACAGCUUGCCCAGCAGAACUCGUCCUUCACCCCAGAUGCUUGGGUCCAUGCCCUUGGGGAGUUCUUAAGACGAGAUUUGGAGGCCGGAGUCUCUGUGGAAGGGGCCUCUCCACUGUCCACAAGGUGCCAGAGACAGCUCCGAGGCCUUUGUGGGCGGCUGGGCCAGGGAGGCAGGAGGCUGAAGUUGCCUCUGGCCCCAGACUCUGAACGGGAGGAGGGCUGGAACUCCCAGCUUCGUGAGAAACGCAGAAAGGAGCCAGAGGAAGAGGAGCCUGCCAGUCCUGAGGGGGAGAGAGCCCCCAAAAGGUUCCGGGGUGAUCAGCCAGAAGAGGAAGAAGAAAAGGAGCAUGAGGAGAGACCCACGCAAGAGUUGUUGGAAUCCCCAUCCGAGGAAGGAGGCCCAUCCUCCUCUCUCCAGGAGCAGCCUGUCGUGGAGGCAAAGACCCCCCAGGCUGGCCCAACUGAGGAGGCCAAGGGCUCGGCUGAGAGCGUGGAGUUGCCCAGAGCUGUCCAGGGCCAGGUGCCUCGGCUACAGCGGUUGCUGAAGACCUUCGAGGAGGGGCCAGAGGGGUUGGAGGACAUGGCCCCGGGGGAGCUGCAACCUCUCCAGGAAUGUAGUCCUGUUCAGAUGGAGCUGCUGUGCUCACAGCUGCAGCUCCCCCAGAUCCCGGACUCCGUCCUCCUGCAGUUUUGUAGCUGUCUGCUGAGCCUCUCGCCAGCCCUCAGCAUCAGCAAUGCCACCGUGCUGGCCAGGAGCCUCUUCCUUGGACGGAUCCUCUCCCUGACGACCUCGGCCUCCCGGCUGCUCAGAACUGCUUUUAUCUCCUUCUGUGCCAAGUACACCUACCCCUUCUGUAGAGCGCUGCUCGGGCCCCUGCUCCAGGCCCCAGGCGUAGGUUCAGCCCAGACAGAGUUACUUUGCUCCCUUAUGAAGGACGAGUCUCUGGAGCCCGACACGCAGGUCCUGCUGCUGGAGCAGGUCCUGGAGCUGGCCUGGAAGGAAGAGACAUUCCUGGUGUUACAGGCACUGCUGGAGCGGCAGGUGGAGAUGAGCCCUGCGACGUUUGGUGUCUUGAUGGAGAAGCUCUGUGAGGAGGGGCUGGCAGCCUCAGCCUCUGUGGCCUAUGCCAAGCUCAUGAUGACAGUGAUGACCAAAUACCAGGCCAGCAUCACAGAGCCCCAGAGGCUGCACCUGGCCUUGGUCCUAGAGCCCAACACCACCUUCCUAAGGAAGUCCCUGCAGUCUGCGCUAAGACUUUUGUCUCGCUGACCCUCCAUCCAGGGACCAGUACUCUUCUUAUCGUCUGCCGGACACUUCUGCCCUCACUGCCAUGUUAAGGUUACAGGCUGAGCCUGACCACCCUAGGGAGCAGUACUACUGCCCAUACCAUAGGCUGCGCAGCAGCCAUCUUGGCCCCACCAGCAGGGAGGGAGUAGGUAGUGCCAGGCUGGAUGCCGGCUGACUCCUGACCACCGCUCAGGCUGCAGGUCCUGGGUGAGAGACAGGCGACGCUAUAGAGACCUCAGGUACCUGUGUGCCCAGCACGAGUCUUCUGUGCUCCACUGCAGGGUGGGAUCUUCUAUUUUUCUGAAUUGAGUAAUCUCAUAAUAGUUAAUAAUAAACAGCAGGAAGUUCA